AUGGGAGAAAAACAGAAAAGACAACAAAAGCUUUGGAAUGUUCCACGGAUUCCUUGCAUUCGGGUCCCUUGCUCUGCCUACACCCACAACACUCCCUUAAUGAAGGACCUAACCCAAGGGCAGCAACGCUACUUUUAUAGCAUCAUGAGGAUUUACAAUUCCAGACCCCAGUGGGAGGCCCUGCAGAACCGCCAUAUUCACAGCCUUCAGCACCAGCAGCUGCUUGGCUACAUUACGCAACAGGAAGCUUUGGCUUGUGCCACUGUACUUAGAGAUUCAACCAAGAGAGCCUCAGCUAAGGUAGCUCCUCGAAGAUCCAUCCCCUGCAAGCCUUCAGCCGUGACAAGAACAUGGCUGUCAGCACUACCUGUGUCUGUGGUUCGACCCAGGGCUCAAAGAGCAGGGCUUGGAUCCCUCAGGAAUUGAGACUUUGCACAAGCUCUGAAACAGCCCCCUUCCUUCAUUUAAAUCAGCCAAUGACUUUAUCAUGCCCAUAAAAGGAGUUGCCUGAGAUGGAAUUAUAGACUUGCUUGACAAGGGAUGUGCUGACAUCGAUCUGGAAGGAAGAUGCUAUACCAUUACAAGAAAAAAAAAAUACCCCAUUGAUGAUGAUGUUUAUCUUUUCUCUGCAAUCAUUCAUAAAGAAUAAAGUUUCUUGACCUCUG
Molecule: messenger RNA, 665 nt
Organism: Odobenus rosmarus divergens (Pacific walrus)
Lineage: Eukaryota; Metazoa; Chordata; Mammalia; Carnivora; Odobenidae
Gene: FAM216B
Product: family with sequence similarity 216, member B
Exons: 4
Coding region: 1-426 (141 amino acids)
Source: RefSeq, a predicted model, not a curated record